This is a messenger RNA of Linum tenue, 90 nucleotides long. NCBI's taxonomy places the organism in Eukaryota, Viridiplantae, Streptophyta, Magnoliopsida, Malpighiales, Linaceae. The record is from the annotation of a GenBank genome assembly.
AUGACACGCAUAAAUCGAGAAAUGGUCCAAAUUUUUUUUUGCAUCCUCCCGAUCUUUGGCCUUUACACAUUAAGAACCCAACAUUUAUAA